GAGACCAGAGAGAGAGAGAGGGAAGGCAGACAUAGGCAGCCAUGGAUGAAGAAGCAGAAGCUCCAUCAGUGCCAGUUCAGUUCGCUCUGAAAUCUGUGUCCAACAACAAAUAUCUGUCGUUCGUUGGUGGGGAGAAAGAUGAGUUGUUCGGAUAUCUGCAGUUCUGCGCAGAUCAAGCGGUGAGCCCAUACACAAAAUUCGAGAUCGAAAGUUCAAAAGUUGGGAAGGGAUUGGUGCACAUAAGAUGCUGUUACAACAACCAAUAUUGGGUUCUGAGCUCUCAAUCGUCUCAUUAUAUUGUCGCCGGAGCCAAAACAACCGAUGAAGAUCAGACCAAAUACACUUGUACCUUAUUCAGGCCCAUUUUCGAUGAUAAGCAAGGUGCCUUUCGGUUUCGAAACGUUCAUCUCGACCGCAACAUGCACCUGCACGCCCAAGCUUACGGAUCACACAGAAACUGUGUGUUCGCAAAAAGCUCAACACCAGAAAGGGAUCGAUCCGAUCUAGCAACCGCGGUGGAUUGGAACUCCCUUUGCAUUCUCCCCAAAUAUGUAGCUUUCAAGGACGAAAACGGCCACUAUUUAAGACCCCAUGAACACAUUGGUGGCAACAUCUACGUCCAAUCCUCAGGCUCAGAUGUCUCAGACCCAGGACUCAAACAUGAAAUCUUGUCCACCCCAGAUGGCCAUAUUCGCAUAAGAAAUGUCCCUUACAACAAGUUCUGGAGUUAUGACCCCAAUUGGAUAAUGCUCAAAAGUGACGACAAAACCUUGUUUUGGCCUGUCAAAGUUGGAGACAGCGCUGUGGCGCUGCGCUGCAAGGGCAACAAUCACUUCGUCAAGAGUAUCACAGCAGAUGGGAAGGAUGAUUGUCUCAAUGCUUGCCUCACCAAUAUCACCGACGCGGCGAAAUUCGAAGUAACUGAGUUGGUGCUUUCCAGGGACAUUUACAACACCAAUUUUCGCCUCUCCGAUGCCAGGAUCUAUAAUGAGAAACCCAUCGUCGUGACCAGCGGAGUUGUCGAGAAUCUUAAGGAUGUCGCCGACAAGGUAAGCGUGAAACUGUUGUAUGAAGACACCGUAACGAAAACUUGGAGUUCUUCUGUGUCCACAAACCUUGGGGUUAAAGUCACACUCGAAACUGGUGUGCCUUUGAUUGGUGAAAGCGAGAUUGAAAUUUCAGCUGAGAUUGGCGAAGAACAUGCGUGGGGCGAAACGCAGCAGAACAAGAAUAUAAUAGAGGUUACUCACGACAUCAUUGUUGCUCCACGGUCCAAAGUUAAGGCUGGUAUAAUGGCAACUCAAGCUACUUGUGAUGUUCCUUUCUCGUAUACUCAGCGCGAUAGGCUGAUGGAUGGAAGAGCGGUUAUUCAGCGCCUCGACGACGGUAUUUUUACCGGGAUCAAUAGCUACAACUUUCAGUUUGUGGCGGAAGAAGUUGUGGCGUGAGGUGUUAGAGGUUUGGUUUUUAACUUCUGUGUUCAGUUAAAAUUCACUCAAUGUGUGUACCUUUGGGGUUAAUUGAGUGAAUUUUGUUAAAUAAAUGUAAAAGAGAACUCAUGCAUCUUUGCUUUUUACUUCUUGUGUGUUUCUUGUAAUGGUUGGAGUUCGUAGUUGUGUUGUAAUUACUAGAAAUAAAAUGAUGUGUUGUCUUA
This is a messenger RNA of Momordica charantia (bitter melon), 1654 nucleotides long. RefSeq lists its product as uncharacterized. Lineage: Eukaryota; Viridiplantae; Streptophyta; Magnoliopsida; Cucurbitales; Cucurbitaceae. The record is from RefSeq and is a predicted model, not a curated record.